CUGCAAAUUGAGAGAAUCAUUCUAGUUUCUGCUUCAGCUGAAACAUCAUUAUACCAACAUGUCCGCUAAAGCUGUGCUCGUCUUCUGCGCCUCCGCUCUCUUGGUUCAGAGCGCUGUAAGCACUUGUCUUGGCACCGGCUGGGGCUAUGGCGGUCUCGGCUACGGAGGUUUGGGUUACGGCGGAUGGGGCGUUGACGGAAUUGGCUACGGUGGUCUUGGCUACGGUGGUCUUGGCUAUGGUGGUCUUGGCUACGGUCGUCUUGGCUGCGGCAUUGGCGCUAUCGCUCCUGCUGCUGACAUCGCUGUCGCCAGCGGCCUCGGAGCUGCCUAUGGUGGUGGUCUCGGUGUGUCCAGCGCUUCUCCCAUGGCUCCCACUGGUCUUGCCGUAGCCUCUGAGAACGUGUACGAGGGUGCUGUCGCUGUUGGCGGUAACCUGCCUUUCCUGGGAACCGUGGAAGUUGCUGGAGAGUUCCCCACCGCUGGUGCUGGUGCUGUCUCGUACGGUUGUGGUGAUGGAGCUGUUGGCAUCGCCGCUGAGGGUCCCAUCGGUGCCGCCGUCGGUCCCGCCUACGGAUACGGAGGUCUGGGCGGAUUCGGUAUCGGAGGAUACGGUCUCGGACUCGGCUACGCUGGAUUCGGCGCUCGCGGUUGUGGUUGCGGUUGCGGUGCUUGGUACUAAAUACCUACCGUAUUAUUACUCUGACGGACAUAAAACCUGACUUCAUGAGAAAUAAAACCAGCCUAUAAACAAUUUAUAUUU
Molecule: messenger RNA, 760 nt
Organism: Manduca sexta (tobacco hornworm)
Lineage: Eukaryota; Metazoa; Arthropoda; Insecta; Lepidoptera; Sphingidae
Product: chorion class B protein PC10
Exons: 2
Coding region: 59-679 (206 amino acids)
Biological process (GO): multicellular organism development; chorion-containing eggshell formation
Cellular component (GO): egg chorion
Molecular function (GO): structural constituent of egg chorion
Source: RefSeq, a predicted model, not a curated record